AUGCCUCAGAGAAAGCAACCUAAAAAGGGAGUUAGAUCUGCCGUCAAGCCCAGGCAGGCUCCCUCCAAAAAGGCAAACCCCAACCCAACUGGACCACCCAGGGCACAGGAUGUGGUCCAGAGACAACAAGGCCAGCCAAUGGAGGGAAACAACAACACGGGCCAGCGUCUUCACCAGCUGCUCGCUGAAAAGCAGCAGUUUCACCACUUGGCCAACAGCCAGAAGGCCAGAAUCUCCAAGCUGGAGGAACUUCUGAUGGCCCAGAACAGGCAGAUAAAAGAGCUGCAAGAACAGCUGCAGCACAAGAACCAAGAAACGGUCAACCAGCAAGACCAGGCCUCCUCACAAAGCCAGGCUCCAGCCAAGACAUGGGCUAGCGUGGUAAAAGGCUCCAGCUCCUACAAAGUGGUUAAAGGUGAGGACCAGGUCAAAGAGCAGCCCGUCCAAACAGUCGACCAGGCCUCCCCACUGACCCAGACUGUGCUUACGACAUGGGACCACGUCCUGCGUUGUCAGAAAGAGGUCAGAGAGCAGCUGAUGCUGAGAGACGAUGCCAUCUCAAGCCUCAAACUUGAAAAUGAGCGUCUCUCUGCAAUGCUGCAGCAAGAUAAAAGCCUCCAGGGAGAAGACGAGCAAAAAGAGAAGGAGGUACUGAAGGUGGAAAUCCAGGUGAUGGAGGACAAAAACAAAAGAUUCCAGGAAGAUUACACCAAACUGCAGGAGUGUAACACUAAAGUCCAGGAAGAUUUCACCAACCUGCAGGUUCAUAACACCGGACUCCAGGACGACAAAAACAAAGUGGAAGAAAGGGCAAAAGAACUGGAGGAGCAGAUUCAUGUGAUGCAGGAGAACAAUCCUCUGAAGGAGGACAUUUGCCGUAUGGACACAUACAUUAAUGAACUCCUUCAAGAAAAGGCCUGCUUCAUUGACCAGACUCACGACAGCGACAGCCGAAUCAAGAGUCUGGAGGACGAGCUGCUGAAAAACUCUGAGAUUCAGACCAAUGUUGAGUCUUUAAAGGAGCAGCUCUCCGUCAAAGACAUCGAACUCCGUAGAGUCAGCGAUGUCAACGAGGAGCUCUCUGCGAAGCUCUUACGUGCUGAGGAGAAGCUGGUGGAAAUGAAUGAGGAGCUCCAUAAAAUAGACGCCACCUGGAAAACUGAGCACAGCACCGCAGAGCAGCUCAGAAAAAAUGUUGCCCGGCUCGAGCAGGAGAUUCAAGAAAUGCUCAAAAAGCUACAGCAGCAUGAGGACAGCAACAAAGACCUGCUGCAGAAAGUCCAGGAGUAUGAGCAAAAGACGGCGGAGAAGAAGAAAAAGAGCUGCUGGGGCUGGCUCAAGCCAAAGAAGAAGCGCGACAGGAAGAUGGAGGAGGCUGCUGAUU
Messenger RNA from Stegastes partitus (bicolor damselfish), 1384 nucleotides. NCBI's taxonomy places the organism in Eukaryota, Metazoa, Chordata, Actinopteri, Pomacentridae. The record is from RefSeq and is a predicted model, not a curated record.